Molecule: messenger RNA, 591 nt
Organism: Thamnophis sirtalis
Lineage: Eukaryota; Metazoa; Chordata; Lepidosauria; Squamata; Natricidae
Source: RefSeq, a predicted model, not a curated record
AUGAUUCACAGACUCUUUGUAGCUUACUUAUGCCUCUUUAUCGAAGAAAGUUCAUUAGGACGCCAGUACUGGAAAAAGAAUUUGAUGAAGCUCUUGCAAACCGUUGCCGCUACUUUUGAUCUCCUUCUGCAAGAUUCAAACUCCAGCCAGGUGGAGUGGCAUUACGUCACGAUAAAGGUUUGCCUGCAUCUCUUCAAACGGAUGUCAGAAGAAAUUCAGCCCCUCGUCUGGGAGGAAACGGAUCACAGAGAAAUGCUGCAAAAGAUCUUGAGAUCCCUGGUGCAUACCAUCAUGGAUCAGAGUGCUUGCCAAGACAACCGUCUCUUGGCUGGAACAACGGUGAGCAUGAUGGUGAACACCGCCGCGGAAGUUGAAGCAGGCGCCAAAACAAUCUGGGCUUUUUACCCCCUUAUAAAUUUGAAUGCCCAAAGAACAGAAGAACACAAAGGGGGGUGCCAGUUUGGGGCCCUUUGGAUCCCCGCUUUCAUCCUCAACCCAGGUGGUUUGGACACACUGGUGAUGACCCGUGGCUUACUAACCUGUUGCAAGAAAGAGAUCUUGACCUGCCUUCUGGAUGGUACCCCGCCAAAG